UUUUAGCUCCGUGAGGCCCCAGGAGCAGCGGCAGGAUGUCAGCUCAGGCCCAGAUGCGAGCGCUGCUGGAUCAGCUCAUGGGCACAUCCCGGGACGGGGAUGAGACUAGGCAGAGGGUGAAGUUUACAGAUGAUCGGGUCUGCAAAAGUCAUCUUCUGGAUUGCUGCCCUCAUGACAUUCUUGCCGGAACCCGCAUGGAUUUGGGGGAAUGCACCAAGAUUCACGACUUGGCAUUGAGAGCAGAUUACGAAAUUGCCAGUAAAGACAAAGACUUGUUCUUUGAGCUUGAUGCUAUGGAUCAUCUAGAGUCCUUUAUUGCUGAGUGUGACCGGAGAACUGAUAUCGCCAAGAAACGUCUGUCAGACACCCAGGAGGAGAUAAGCGCAGAAGUUGCUGCUAAGGCUGAAAAAGUUCAUGAGCUGAAUGAGGAGAUUGGAAAACUUCUGGCAAAGGCUGAGCAGCUGGGUGCUGAAGGGAACGUGGAUGAGUCUCAGAGAAUUCUCAUGGAAAUGGAGAAAGUGAAAGCCAGAAAAAGAGAAGCGGAGGACGAGUUGCGAAAUUCUAUGCCAGCUUCCAGUUUCCAGCAGCAGAAGCUGCGAGUGUGUGAGGUCUGCUCUGCCUACCUCGGUCUCCAUGACAACGACCGCCGGCUGGCUGAUCACUUUGGUGGUUUAACAAAGCCUUUGGACAUUUCACUUGUCUGGAACAAAUACAAUCCCAUGCAAUAUAACCAGAAGACUCACCCUGCCUGCACCCAGAAACAUGCUACAAGACGGGCUACAGUUACAUUCUCAGCUACAGGAUACCCGAUACGUCAGUAUAGAUUCCUCGCUCUGCGGGAGGCACUGCCUGGUGGGACACUUAUGCGCUCCACCUGCUGA
This is a messenger RNA of Bombina bombina (fire-bellied toad), 881 nucleotides long. RefSeq names its product putative RNA-binding protein Luc7-like 1. Gene Ontology annotation, biological process: mRNA splice site recognition. Gene Ontology annotation, molecular function: mRNA binding. The record is from RefSeq and is a predicted model, not a curated record. NCBI's taxonomy places the organism in Eukaryota, Metazoa, Chordata, Amphibia, Anura, Bombinatoridae. Gene Ontology annotation, cellular component: U1 snRNP; U2-type prespliceosome. The transcript is spliced from 2 exons. The coding region runs from base 36 to 881 and encodes 281 amino acids.